Molecule: messenger RNA, 2057 nt
Organism: Aspergillus glaucus CBS 516.65
Lineage: Eukaryota; Fungi; Ascomycota; Eurotiomycetes; Eurotiales; Aspergillaceae
Product: glycosyltransferase family 15 protein
Exons: 4
Coding region: 494-1723 (409 amino acids)
Biological process (GO): protein O-linked glycosylation; protein N-linked glycosylation; cell wall mannoprotein biosynthetic process
Cellular component (GO): Golgi apparatus; membrane
Molecular function (GO): alpha-1,2-mannosyltransferase activity
Source: RefSeq, a predicted model, not a curated record
GCAGGUGCGUCUGCGUCUUGCGUGGCACGGCCACCUUUACUAUUUUCUUGUCGUCCAUUUCAUCUUCCAGCAAAUCCUUCUUCCUGCUGUCAGCAUCCUGGAAUCACCGCCAAAUCCUUUCUGAUAUCUUCUAUUCUGUAUUCUUUGUCUCUUUUGUUUGUCCUAUUCUUUGAUAGCCCGGCCUGUUCCACGGCGACCUGGGAUACCACAGCCAUCCUUCCCGAGGCAUCACCAUUUCGACCACUGUCCCCAACCAUUCAACUCUGGAAGGCUGGGGCUUACAAUAUCGGAUGUCUCUGGGCCAUAUUUUAGCUGGUUCGCGAUUGUAGACGGAGAGAAUCCCACCUUGGUCGUUCGUUUUGCCGAAUCGUCGCUCAGUUUCCCUAUACGGUCCGCGUUUACGCCCCUCUAUUUGCGAUUUUCCUCAUCGCGCUUGACCUUCUCCCGUCCGUCCUUUUUCGACCGUGUUUGACACGGAUAACAUAUAUCAAUCAUGUCGUCAGGACCGGUUCGAUAUGUCCGGUAUCUGCUGUUUGCGGCGCUGGGACUGGGUAUCCUCUUUUUCAUUUCGAGAUCCGCGAUUCCUAUGCCCGAUACUGCUACGCUAUCAAAAUUGAAUCCGUCGACUUAUAAAGGCAAAGGUUCCCUUACAGUGACUGGCGGGUCAGCAAGCCCAUCGCAAGAUGGUGCUGCGUUGUCAUAUCCAUCUAAUGCGUCCGGGUCAGAGGGCGUUAGUGUUCGCCCGGAAACCCGUGUGAAUGCGACUUUCGUGACGUUGGCUCGCAACUCGGAUAUCUGGGAUUUGGCACGAUCGAUCCGACAAGUUGAGGACCGCUUCAACCGCAACUACCACUACGACUGGGUAUUCUUGAACGACAAGGAAUUUGAUGAUGAUUUCAAGAAACUCACCACGUCGCUGGUCUCGGGGACAACGCACUACGGAAUUAUCCCCAGAGAACACUGGUCAUACCCCGACUGGGUCGACCAGGAGAAGGCAAAGAAGGCUCGACAGGCGAUGGGACAAAAGAAGAUCAUUUAUGGUGACUCGGAGAGUUACCGUCACAUGUGUCGCUAUGAGUCUGGAUUCUUCUUCCGCCACCCAUUGAUGAUGAACUACGAAUACUACUGGCGGGUGGAGCCCAGCAUUGAGCUCUUCUGUGACAUUGCCUACGACCCAUUCCGCUUCAUGAAGGAGAACAACAAGAAGUACAGCUUUACGCUAAGUUUGUAUGAGUAUUAUGAGACUAUCCCUACUUUGUGGGAUAGCGUGAAGAAGUUCAUGGGUAACCACCCUGAACACAUCGCAUCCGGGAACUCCAUGGACUUUUUGAGUGACGAUGGUGGAAAUACCUACAACAAGUGUCACUUCUGGUCCAACUUCGAAAUCGGAAGCCUGGAAUGGCUGAGGUCAAAGGAGUACAUCGACUAUUUUGAAUCUCUUGACCGUGAUGGUGGUUUCUUCUAUGAGCGAUGGGGAGACGCACCCGUUCACUCGAUUGCUGCUGGUAUCCUCCUUAGCAAGCCAGAGAUCCAUUUCUGGAACGAAAUUGCCUACUACCACAUUCCCUUUACCCACUGCCCGACAAGCGAGAAGAUGAGACUCGAUCUGAGAUGCCACUGCAACCCCGAGAAUAACUUUGACUGGAAGGGAUACUCAUGCACUUCCCGAUACUUCCACGUCAAUAGCCUGCAAAAGCCGGAGGGCUACGAGGGACAGCAAUGACUAACUGUCCUUAAAAUCACAUGUCUGGUUUUGGCAUUGUUCAGCAUUGGUAGUAUUGGCUUUGCAAUGCGCAGGAGUGUCAGAUUGAAGGUAAUCUUUUGGGUGGACCAAUUGAUUGAUAGAUGGUUUUGAGCCACUACAAAUUGGAUGCUGGAUUUUCGAAAGAUGUCUUCAAUUUCUUUCUUUGAAUUUAAAGCGAUUGUUCUUCACCAUGUGUCUUAGUAUAUGGGUUUUUCUCUCUUCUCUUCUCGAUUUUGACUUCAUACAUGCAAAAUUUUCUCAUUCUAUAAGGCAUUCAGAUCAACCAGCAAAAUUACAUGCAUUCGAUUUCGGG